Orcinus orca (killer whale) is the source of this 6143-nucleotide messenger RNA. It is a transcript of the gene ASAH2, whose product is annotated as N-acylsphingosine amidohydrolase 2. Lineage: Eukaryota; Metazoa; Chordata; Mammalia; Artiodactyla; Delphinidae. Gene Ontology annotation, molecular function: N-acylsphingosine amidohydrolase activity. The transcript is spliced from 23 exons. Gene Ontology annotation, biological process: ceramide catabolic process; long-chain fatty acid biosynthetic process; sphingosine biosynthetic process. Gene Ontology annotation, cellular component: extracellular region. The record is from RefSeq and is a predicted model, not a curated record. Bases 1653 to 3962 code for a protein of 769 amino acids.
CGGCAUUUGGGAUCUUCCCGGACCGGGGCACGAACCCGUGUCCCCUGCAUCGGCAGGCGUACUCUCAACCACUGCGCCACCAGGGAAGCCCUCGAGCUUUCUUUUGAUUAGUGUUCACAUCUUGUUUUUAAUCUGUUUUGAAAAUCUCUGUCUCGUAAUGGGUAUAUUUAGACCUUGGACAUUGAAACUAUAAUAGAUAUAUGCUUGAAUUUAUACCUACCACAUUUGUAACUCUAUUCUAUUUGUUACAUUUGUACAGUAUUUUCUGUUUGUUUAGUCAAUUGCUUAUUUCUUUUGAUGAGUACUGUUUUUAGCUUUGGCUAAAAUAAGUUCUAAAUAUUUUAACUUGGUGACCCAAAGCAUUCUUCCAGUGUGAGUAGGAAAUAGCAAGCGUUAUUGUUCUUUUAUUCUUUUAGAUAUUCCAAUCCACGUUAGUUGUAGCAAGAACUUCAACCAGGAUAUUACACUUACCUUUAUUUCCCAACUAGAGUUUUGUCCAACCCCUCUCUCGUGAAUUUCGUCUAGGAUGCUAGUGCUUGGAGAGACUUAGUAAAGCACAUUCAAAUACAAACCCAGGGUAGUUCCUGAAAGGAUAGGAAUCACUUAGGUCAUCGUUAGAGUAAUCUAACCUAGAGACAUCCUGAUCCUAACAAGCUGCUCUAGUUCAUACUUUCUCAACUAGAAACCUUUAACAAUGUGACCAUCUACCUUUCUGCCGUUUUGGAAUGAAAACUGUGCAACUGUGAAAAGUAUGGACUCUGAAGACCAUAGUGGACUGUGUAGGUACAUGCUUGUGGGAACCAGAAAGCUUUGGGGAGUAGAUGUAGAGGAAAAUAACAGCUUCAAAGGAAGUGCCUUCUCUUUAGGAAGUAAACUAAGCACUCCUUUCUGUUUAUCUUUUGUACUAGGUACUCCAUAAACGCUUGAUAGUUGAAAGGGUCAAUGAAUGAGUGGCUCCACUGUUUUAUGAAGAGUGAGAAUAGUUGUCGAGGGGGAAAAGAGAAACUCCAGGAGAAGAUAUGGUGUAUCAAUAGGGGCAUGGAUUGGGGACUCAGAUGUGUUCAAGUCCCAACUCUGCUGCUUAUUGGCAAUGUGUGCCUUGGCCAGUUUUCUCUGAGCCUCGGUUUCCUCACUUGUAAAAUAGGGAUGAUUUUACUUAUGUUCUGGUGUAAUGUGGGGCAGUGAUGAGGCAUGCAUACAAGUUAAGUGCUCAGUAAACAACCACUGUCAUUCUAGAGAGGAAAGUGAGAGAGAUGAAAAGAAGACCCCUGCGGAGCCAAGAAAGAAGUCCCAGUCAAUGAAAAGACUGACCCCACCGUAGAAAAACUGGAGAAAAGCCAAGCACAGACUCAGCCUUUAUUUGAACUUCUGAGUUGGAGCUUUGCACAGACCUUGAUGUGCUGGAAGAGUUGUGUUGAACUCUGAAAUGUCCUUCAGCCUGGCAAGCCUUCUGCAACUCAGUACCUCACUAUCAGACUGUCCCAGGGGAGAGUUCGCUAUAGGUUUCAGGAAGUGCUAAGAAGUUCCAGCCAAGCGGUGUUCCAGAGGAAGGGGAACACGAUUCUGGACCAUCAUUUGCUUUACCAGGAUACACAAGUUCUCCUGAGUGGUUGAAUCAGUUGUUCUUCUGUCUCUGCUUUUCCUCAGGAGAAAUGGCCAAAUGUACCUUUUCCACAUUAGAGAUAUUCCUGAUUUUCCUCUUUGUGAUGAUGACAGGGAUCACGGUGGCUCUUCUCAGCCUGUUGUUCAUCACCAGUGGGACCACUGAAAAUCACACAGGUUUUCCAACCACCCAGAUCCCUCCAGCCACCCAGAUCCCUCCAGCCACCCACCCUCCAGCCACCCAGGGCCCCACAGCCAUCCAGGCAUCUCCAACACCCAGCACCCCAGAGCCUACUCUAUUUCAGAACUUCAGUGGCUACCAUAUUGGUGUUGGGCGAGCUGACUGCACGGGCCAAGUAGCAGAUAUCAUUUUGAUGGGCUACAGCAAAACUGGCCAGAAUGCACAAGGCAUCCUCACGAGGUUGUACAGUCGUGCGUUCAUCGUGGCGGAACCAGAUGAGUCCAGUCGAGUAGUGUUUGUCAGCAUUGAGAUCGGCAUGGUGUCCCAACGACUCAGGCUGGAGGUCCUGAACAGGCUGCAGAGUAAGUAUGGCUCCCUGUACAGAAGAGACAACGUUAUCCUGAGUGGUACUCACACACACUCAGCUCCAGCAGGAUAUUUCCAGUACUCUACAUUUGUGAUUGCCAGUGGAGGAUUUAGCAAUCGAACUUUUGAGUACAUGGUUGCUGGCAUCAUGAAGAGCAUUGAGAUAGCACAUGCAAAUAUGAAACCAGGCAAAAUCUUUAUCAAUAAAGGGAAUGUGGAUGGUGCACAGAUCAAUCGAAGCCCUUCUUCGUACCUUCGGAAUCCACAGUCAGAGAGAGCAAGGUAUUCUUCAAAUACAGACAAGGAAAUGGUACUCUUGAAAAUGGUAGAUUUGAACGGAGACGACCUGGGUCUUAUCAGCUGGUUUGCCAUCCACCCAGUCAGCAUGAACAAUAGCAAUCAUCUUGUGAACAGCGACAAUGUGGGCUAUGCCUCUUACCUUUUUGAGCAAGAGAAGAACAAAGGAUAUCUACCUGGAGAGGGACCGUAUGUAGCAGCUUUUGCUUCAUCGAACCUGGGAGAUGUGUCCCCCAAUAUUCUUGGCCCGCACUGCAUCAACACGGGAGAGUCUUGUGAUAAUGCCAAUAGCACUUGUCCCAUCGGUGGGCCUAGCAUGUGCAUUGCUAUGGGACCUGGGCAGGAUAUGCUUGACAGCACACAAAUCAUAGGACGGAUAAUAUAUGAGAAAGCAAAGGAACUGUAUGCCUCCGCCUCUCAGGAGGUAACUGGGCCACUGGCUUCAGCUCAUCAGUGGGUGAAUAUGACGGACGUCACCAUCUGGCUCAAUUCUACACACACAGCAAAAACAUGUAAACCAGCCUUGGGCUACAGUUUUGCAGCUGGCACGACUGACGGAUUUGGAACCCUCAACUUUACGCAGGGGACAACAGUAGGGGAUCCAUCGUGGGACAGUAUUCGGGAUCAGGCCCUGGGCAAGCCAUCUGAAGAAAUCAAAGAAUGCCAAAAACCAAAGCCAAUCCUUCUUCAUACUGGAGAGCUGUCAAAACCUCAUCCCUGGCACCCAGAUAUAGUUGAUGUUCAGAUUAUUACUCUUGGGUUCUUGGCCAUCACUGCCAUCCCUGGGGAGUUUACGACCAUGUCUGGACGAAGACUUCGGGAGGCAGUUCAAGAGGAAUUUGCAACUUAUGGGAUGCUGAAUAUGACUGUUGUUAUUUCGGGUCUAUGCAAUGUAUAUACACACUACAUUACCACCUAUGAAGAAUACCAGGCUCAGCGGUAUGAGGCAGCAUCCACAAUUUAUGGACCACAUACUCUGUCUGCUUACAUCCAGCUUUUCAGAGUCCUUGCUAAGGCCAUUGCUACGGAUACAGUAGCCAAUCUGAGCAGCGGUCCAGAGCCUCCAUUUUUCAAAGACCUGAUGGCCCCAUUAAUCCCUAAUGCUGUGGAUAGAGCGCCUGUAGGCACAACUUUUGGGGAUGUCCUGCAGCCAGCCAACCCUAAAUACAGAGUGGGAGAAGUUGUUGAAGUUACAUUUGUAGGUGCUAACCCGAAGAAUUCAGCAGAGAACAAGACCCAUCAGACCUUCCUCACUGUGGAGAAAUACGAGGCCACAUCAGCGACAUGGAAGAUAAUGCAUAAUGAUGCCUCCUGGGAGACUCGUUUCUAUUGGCACAAGGGAUUACGGGGUCAUAGCAAUGCAACGAUACAAUGGCAUAUUCCAGAUACUGCCCAACCUGGAACCUACAGAAUAAGAUACUUUGGACACAAUCGGAAAAAGAACGUUCUCAAGCCCGCUGUCAUACUUCCGUUUGAAAGCACUCCCUCCACUUUUGAUGUUGUAACCACUUGGUGAAAAGUUGACAAAGAUAAAAAAGUUGAUAAAGAGCAGCUGUACUCUGUAUGAUUUAAAUAAUCAAUUUCAUGUGAAUGUAACCUAUUAUGAUGACUUCAAUAAUUGUCCUUGUUUGGGAACAGAUAGUUUACUGCUAAUGGGACAGGUGUGUGUGUGUGUGUGUCUGUCUGUGUGUGUGUGUGUCUGUCUGUGUGUGUGUGUGUGUGUGUGUGUGUGUGUGUGUGUGUGUGUGAGAGAGAGAGAGAGAGAGAGAGAGAGACGUGUGUAUGUGUCCCAUUUACCUUUGCUCUAGUAGAUUUUACAUCAUGGUCUGCUGCCUAAAGCAUGAUUUCCCUUGGGGCCCUGUGGUUGUUUAAAGAAACAGUUCCCCUCAAUAUGAAACCUCUGAAAUGUUAGUGAGAGUGGUUAAAGAUGUGUGAACAAUGUUUAAACUAUUUAUUUAUAGAAUUAUGGAAUGAUAGCGCUUAAAAAGUUUAAAGAGGUCAUCUAGUUGGAUCCUUCAUUUUACAGAUGGGAAAAUGAAGUUUUAUGGAUUUAAGAUUAGCAUAAGGCUAGGACCUUGUCCCUCAGUCACAUUUUAAAAAUAUUAUAUAAACAUUGACUAUAAAUGUAUAAGCCCAGUUAGAGAAAAUUAGCAUGCCAGUUUUUCUAUACUGGGUGUAGCUUUUCAAAGCAGCCACCCGGGAGUUGAUAUGGCUGAUCCAGAGUUUUGUUGAUGUUCAAAUCAUUUCUGGAAUUGCCUUCAGAGCCCAGUUAUGAGAAAGUCAGACUUGUAAUAUUUUGGUCGCGCCUUGUGUUUCCCUAGGUGCCCUUUCCCACUGAAUUGUGUCCCGUAUUCCCAAGACUUGUUCUAAGUGAUUUUUGAUUGUUUCACUAAUCAAAUUCACCCCAAACCCACAAAGUGUUGCUCUUAGUGUAGAUACUAAAAUGAAAAAAGAAUGAAGUUAGAACACCCCCUAACACCACACACAAAAAUAAACUCAAAAUGGAUUAAAGACCUAAAUGUAAGGCCAGACACUAUAAAACUCUUGGAGGAAAACAUAGGCAGAACACUCUAUGGCAUAAAUCACAGCAAGAUCCUUUUGAACCCACCUCCUAGAGAAAUGGAAAUAAAAACAAAAAUAAACAAAUGGGACCUAGUGAGACUUAAAAGCUUUUGCACAGCAAAGGAAACCAUAAACAAGACAAAAAGACAACCCUCAGAAUGGGAGAAAAUAUUUGCAAACAAAGCAACUGACAAAGGAUUAAUCCCCAAAAUAUACAAGCAGCUUAUGCAGCUCAAAAUCAAAAAAACAAGUAACCCAAACCAAAAAUGGGCAGAAGACCUAAAUAGACAUUUCUCCAAGAAGAUAUACAGAUUGCCAACAAACACAUGAAAGGAUGCUCAACAUCACUAAUCAUUAGAGUAAUGCAAAUCAAAACUACAAUGAGGUAUCACCUCACACUGGUCAGAAUGACCAUCAUCAAAAAAUCUACAAACAAUAAAUGCUGGAGAGGCUGUGGAGAAGAGGGAACCCUCUUGCACUGUUGGUGGGAAUGUAAAUUGAUACAGCCACUAUGAGGAAGAGUAUGGAGGUUCCUUAAAAAACUAAAAAUAGAACUACCACAUGACCCAGCAAUCCCACUACUGGGCAUAUACCCAGAGAAAACCAUAAUUCAAAAAGAGUCAUGUACCACAAUAUUCAUUGCAGCACUAUUUACAAUAGCCAGGACAUGGAAGCAACCUAAGUGUCCAUAGACAGAUGAAUGGAUAAAGAAGAUGUGGCACAUAUAUACAAUGGAUAAAGAAGAUGUGGCACAUAUAUACAAUGGAAUAUUACUCAGCCAUUAAAAAAAUGAAAUUAUUUGUAGUGAGGUGGAUGGACAUAGAGUCUGUCAUACAGAGUGAAGUAAGUCAGAAAGAGAAAAAUAAAUACUGUAUGCUAACACAUAUAUAUGGAAUCUAAAAAAGAAAAAAAAAUGGUUCUGACAAACCUAGGGGCAGGACAGGAAUAAAGACACAGACGUAGAGAAUGGACUUGAGGACACAGGGAUGGGCAAGGGUAAGCUGGGAUGAAGUGAGAGAGUGGCAUGGAUAUACAUACACUACCAAAUGUAAAAUAGAUAGCUGGUGGGAAGCAGGUACAUCUCACAGGGAGAUCACCUCAGUGCUUUGUGACCAAAGCACUUUGUGACCAAAGA